Saprolegnia parasitica CBS 223.65 is the source of this 1056-nucleotide messenger RNA. RefSeq lists its product as hypothetical. NCBI's taxonomy places the organism in Eukaryota, Oomycota, Saprolegniomycetes, Saprolegniales, Saprolegniaceae. The transcript has 2 exons. The record is from RefSeq and is a predicted model, not a curated record. Gene Ontology annotation, molecular function: metal ion binding; protein binding. Bases 1 to 1056 code for a protein of 351 amino acids.
AUGUCGGUUCCGCUGCCAACAUCUCCGCACGACGGCUGCCCGACGCUUACGGCGAGCCGCGUCGCGCUCACGAAACUGCACCGAUCUCGUCUCGGCUCGACGACGGACCGGACCAGCUCGAUUCGGUGGCCCACCGACCUCCACGCAGGCACGAGCCCGAGCUUUGACCGGCGCCGCCCGUCCGACGCAGUCGUGUCGCCCUUCUUGAGCGCCGCGCGCUGUGGCAGCGCAGUCGAUGUCGCCAAGUACCUCGAAAUCCAAAAAGCCGACGAGUGGAGCGUGGUCGAUCCGACGACGCAGCAAAACGCGCUGCAUGUCGCGGUCGCGCACGGCCAUCUGCACAUCGCCAAACGUCUUUGCAGCCACCCGUUUGGCCCGCGGUGGCUUGCAUCGACCGACGUGUAUCUCAACACGCCGCUGCACGUGGCCGCUAGCACCUCGCGCCGCUUGACGCAGCUGCUGCUCGAUGCCGGCGCAGGCGUCAACGCGCUCAACCAAGCGUGCGAGACGCCGCUGAGCAUGCACAUUGCGAGCACGGCCAAGGACGACCCGGGCCUCGCCGAGCGCUUGCUCACGCACGGCGCCGACGCCAACGCCGUCCUCCGCGGCGAGUCGCUUCUACAUGCGGCCGUCGACCGUGGCCUGCUCAACAUCGCGUGCCGCCUCGUGCGCUUUGGCGGCCGCCUCGACACGAGAGACGGCCACGGCCGCAUGGUGUUCGACAAGGUCAACGCCAAAGCUAGUCGCAAGCUCUUCGCGUACAUUCCGUCGCCCUUGCCGUGGGUGCCCGACGACGCCCGCGACCACUGCAUGGAGUGCAGUCGCCGCUUCAGUCCAUUGCUCGCGCGCCGCCACCACUGUCGCCACUGCGGCCGGCUGUGCUGCGCCGCUUGUACAAGUGCGUUUGUGCUCAUUGAAGGCUCGCCGCUCCAGCACAAGCCCCAGCGCUACUACGAGGCCGACGACGAGGCCAAUGUCGUCCGCACGACGCGCGCCAGCCUCGUGUACAACCAGCUCGUCGACCGCUCGUCGUCGUCGUUGGCUGCUGCGCGGUGA